Messenger RNA from Sphaeramia orbicularis (orbiculate cardinalfish), 1502 nucleotides. It is a transcript of the gene kcnf1b, whose product is annotated as potassium voltage-gated channel, subfamily F, member 1b. Gene Ontology annotation, cellular component: membrane; voltage-gated potassium channel complex. The coding region runs from base 119 to 1444 and encodes 441 amino acids. Gene Ontology annotation, biological process: protein homooligomerization; action potential; potassium ion transmembrane transport. The transcript has a single exon. NCBI's taxonomy places the organism in Eukaryota, Metazoa, Chordata, Actinopteri, Kurtiformes, Apogonidae. Gene Ontology annotation, molecular function: voltage-gated potassium channel activity. The record is from RefSeq and is a predicted model, not a curated record.
UCAGUCUGGAGAGGAAUCAUUUUACGCACAGAAAUAAUGGACACUAAUUCUGGUUAGGGUGACUUGUUCCCAAACUACACAUUUGGACAGACUUUUACUACCGUUAAUAGGGAGUAAAAUGUGGACGAUUCCGAAGCCAAAAUACAGAAAUGGAUCAUGCUCAGAUGGUGAAGAUGAGAUCGCUGUGAAUAUUGGCGGAGUCAGAGUGGUGCUGUUCGGGGAUGUUCUGAACCGCUACCCGGAGAGCAGACUGGCGGAGUUACUGAACUGCUCAGAUGGAGAUUAUGAAGGCAUCGCGUCGCUUUGUGAUGACUUCGAUCCUGGUAGAAAAGAGUUCUACUUCGACCGUGACCCUGAUGCCUUCAAGUGUAUCAUCGACGUUUACUACUUCGAUGAAAUCCACAUCAAAAGCGGCAUUUGUCCCAUCUGCUUCAUCAAAGAGAUGGAGUUCUGGAAGAUAGACCAAAGUGUUUUAGACGAGUGCUGUAAAAGUUACUUAAGCGAGAAGGAGGACGAGAUGAAUGAGAUUGCCGGCAAGGUGAAAGUGAUUCUGGAGGCUCGGGAGGUGGAGCGGUGCGUAACGCGCUCCCAGCGGUGCCAGAGGUUCCUGUGGAGGCUGAUGGAGAAGCCGGAGUCCUCUCUCCCGGCGCGCGUCAUUGCCAUCGUAUCCUUCCUUUCCAUCCUGGUGUCCGCGGUGGUGAUGUGCGUUGGAACCAUCCCGGAGCUCCAAGUGGCAGACUCCGAGGGCAAACUUGUGGAGCACCCGACCUUGGAGGCGAUAGAGACCGCGUGUAUGUUAUGGUUCACGGCGGAGUACCUGCUGCGUCUUGCGUCAGCUCCGAACAAGCUCCACUUCGCGCUCUCCAUCAUGAAUAUUAUAGACUUCAUGGCUAUUAUGCCUUUCUACGUCGUUCUGUCCUUAACAUACCUCGGGUCCUCAUCUAUCAUGGAGCUGGCUAAUGUCCAACAGGCUGUCCAGGCUUUGCGCAUCAUGCGUAUUGCGCGUAUCUUCAAGCUGGCGCGCCACUCCUCCGGGCUGCAGACUCUCACCUAUGCGCUCAAGAGGAGCCUUAAAGAGCUGGGGCUGCUCCUCAUGUACAUGGGAGUGGGGAUCUUCGUGUUUUCAGCUCUUGCAUAUACCAUGGAGCAAAGUCACCCGGACACCCUGUUCAGGAGCAUCCCACAGUCUUUCUGGUGGGCCAUCAUCACCAUGACCACCGUGGGUUAUGGGGACAUCUACCCGAAAACGACCCUGGGCAAGUGCAACGCGGCUUUGAGCUUCCUGUGCGGGGUCAUAGCCAUCGCUUUACCCAUCCAUCCCAUCAUAAAUAACUUUGUCGUCUUCUACAAUAAGCAGAAAGUGUUGGAAACGGCGGCGAAACACGAGGUGGAGCUGAUGGAGCUGAAGUCUGGCAGAGAAACUCGUAGAAAAAGCAAGGAUUAGGAGCAAGUUUAGACCUUUUUUAGUCAGAUCGAGGACAACUCAAAAAAAAAAAAAAAAA